Molecule: messenger RNA, 1570 nt
Organism: Microstroma glucosiphilum
Lineage: Eukaryota; Fungi; Basidiomycota; Exobasidiomycetes; Microstromatales; Microstromataceae
Exons: 4
Coding region: 63-1436 (457 amino acids)
Biological process (GO): RNA processing
Cellular component (GO): nucleus
Molecular function (GO): mRNA binding
Source: RefSeq, a predicted model, not a curated record
CAUCUUGGCCUUGCCCUCACCAUCCUCCCUCCUCACCAUCUUCACUACCAUCAGCCUACAUCAUGUCCGACGCUGCCACUCAAGACGUCAAACCGAUUGUCAAGGCCGAAGAGAGCGCAGCUCCAGCCACAACGACCGCUCCCUUAUCGGUCGAGGAGGCUGAGAAGGAGACGUUCCGACAGAUCGAGUUCUACUUCAGUGAUGUAAACCUUCCCUUCGACAAGUUCCUCUGGACGCUCACCCGCCAGAAUGAUGGCUGGGUUCCCCUCGCUACAUUGGCUUCCUUCAAGAGGAUGAGGCCUAUGCGAGACGCUCUGGGAGAGGAGGGCAUUGCAAAGGUCAUGAAGGCGUCUGAGUUCCUCGAGCUCGAUGAAGAAGCCAAGAAGAUCCGCCGCAAGAGUCCUAUUCAGAGGCAGACCGAUUCCUACGAGAGGAGCAUCUACGCAAAGGGCUUCCCAGAGGAGACCGAGACGCUGCAGCAGGAGCUCGAGAAGUUCUUUGCUCAAUUCGGUCAGAUCAACGUCGUAAGGAUGAGGCGAGAGGAGCUUGCCCGGCCGAAGAAGUUCAAGGGAAGCGUCUUUGUCGAGUUUGCAUCGAUGGACGAAGCUACCAAAUUCCUCAGCAAGGGCAAGACAGAUGAAGGCAUCAAGUUCGGCGAGGCGCAGCUCUUGGUCAUGAGCAAAGACGAGUACUGCCAGAUGAAGAUGAAGGAGAAGGGCAUUGAUCCCCAGGCUCAAGCGAAGAGGGCUCCCUCUGGCAAGGCCCCUCUGUCCAGGCCCGGAAAGUUCAACGCUUUCACUGAGCUUGCCAGGGAAGAGCAAGGUCUUCCGUCAUCCGAUGAGGUACGAGCUCAGAACGCUGCUGCCAAGUCGGCCCCCGGAGAGAAGAAGUCUGCUAAGCCCAAGCGCAGCGACCCGCUCAACUUCGAGUUCAAUGACAAGAUGCUCGUCACACGAGAGGACGAGACCGUCGAUCCAGCUACUGUCGAGUUUCCGGAGCGCAGUGUCAUUGCCUUUGAGGGCGCUGGAGAGAACGGCAACUGGCGGGAGCUCAAGGAGAGCCUGCUGCAGGUUGCCCCUACGUCAUUUGUCGAGUUCCCCGCUGGAGCUACUUCUGGCGCUGCUGGAUUCAAAUCGUCGCUGAGCGACGAGGACUUUGAGAAGAUCGUAGCUAAGGACCUGAAGAUUGGCGACAAGCCUCUCACGUGGUCGCGAGUCGAAGAGGACCGAGCCCGACAAUUCUACGUCGACCGAGCCAACUUCCGCGCCAAGGUCAUGCUCGACAGGCGGGAGUUGCCAACUGGCAACGGACGUGGUGACCGUGACCGCGGUGGAGAGAAGAGGAAACGUAACGGCGAUGAGGAGUUCUUGGGAGCAAAGGGAGGUGGAGAAGCCCCUUCCCUCGCUAGCAAGAAGACGAAGACAGAGGGCGAUUAGACCCCUCUCUUCUGAGAGAAAGAGAGAGGAGGUGAUUGUCUGCAUGCCUUGCCUGUAUGUCUCCAGCUUGGAUUGCCCACUGCUGCUCUACCAAUUGUACAAAACCCUAACGUUGUCACAUUUGCAUUCCUUAC